CCGUCAUGCACUUCGUGGCGAAGCCAAGUCAUCACAAAAUGUGUUCGAAACUUCAGACUCACACAGUGUCCUAAAAUGGCGGACGUGUGACAUCUGGAAAUUUUAAUGUGCGACGACUUUCUUGUUAAAGCUCCGGAGGGGCUUCUCGUGAUUUCAUCACGGUUAAGGCCAAGCCCCGUGCACACGGCCCGAUGGAGCGUCAGGUGAAGCUGCUGAUGCUGUGUGGUCUGACGCUGCUGCUGACGACAGGCGUGCGCUGCAGAACUGCCGCGCGACGAUCGGACGAAGGCAUUCCUAGCUACGUGGGGUACAAAGUUCUAAGGGUCACCUCACGUAGCAGGGAGGCGCUCAGCAGAACACUCAGACAUUUCGAAAAGCAGCAGGGAGAUGUCUGGUCCCACCUACCCUACUCAGCGAGUGUUAUGUUUCCCCGAGAACAAGUGGAGGAAGCUAUCAGAAUAGCCAAGAAGGAAGGACUAGGAAUUUCUGUCAUCUUAGAUGAUGUUCAAAGAUACCUGGAUGCAAACCACAGAAAGCGACAUGAACGCAGAAAAAGAGCCGCAACAGUGGAUGUAACUAACAGCUACUUAGGACUGGAUGAGAUCAACGCAUUCCUGCAAAACGUGACCAGAAGUGCGUCAGCUGCUGACGUCAUCUCUUCCACCAUCGGUCUGUCCUUCGAAGGGCGAAACACACCUGUGAUCGAGAUUAGGGAGCGAAACACGAAGAGCUCAGGGACACAGAAAAAAGCGAUUAUAAUCGACGCUGGGAUACACGCGCGUGAGUGGAUCGCUCCGGCCCUCGCUCUGAACAUCAUCAACAAGCUUGCUUUCAACCCUGACAACGACCCAGACGUGCUCGAUCUUCUAAAGAAGUUUGACUGGAUUAUCGCCCCUGUUGUAAACCCUGAUGGAUACGAAUAUUCUAGAACAAACAGUGGGGCACGCCUCUGGCGGAAGACAAGAACGAGUCAGUACAGUGAGUCGUGUAAGGGAGUGGACGCCAACAGAAAUUUUGGUUUUGGCUGGGAUCCAGAUGUAGGUGGCAGCAGGGAGCCGUGCAGUGACGUCUUCUCCGGCAACAUCGCUUUCUCGGAACCGGAAGCUCGCAACAUGCGCGACUGGUUGCAGCGGAACAAAGGUCGAGCAGCCGCCUACCUGACGCUGCACAGCUACGGGCAGUACGUCCUCUACCCUUACGGCACAUGCGACAACAGAGUGGCAGACAACAAGGACAUCUUGGAAGACCUUGGAAAGACAUUCGCGAACGCUCUGGGACAGAAAGGAAGACGCUAUUCCGUUGGAAACUCUUGUCAAGUACUUUACCCUGCUGCUGGUGGGUCCGACGACUACGCAAAGGGCUCUCUCGGCAUCCCCGUGGCAUACACCAUCGAGCUGUCUCCUGGAGAGAAAAAUUUCUUCUUUGGUUUCGAUCUUCCCGAGUCUGAGAUCGCUAGUACCGUAGCCGACACGUGGUUCGGUCUCAAGCUGAUGGUUCAGAGACUGUACCAGUUGUAUUCGGGGUCGAACAGUGCUGGGUCCCAAACGCCCAGGACAGGGUCCAGUGCCCAGUCAGCCAGCCAGACCCAGCUCGUACCAGUGGUCAUCAACGGCAUCACUUACUACUUCAACUCCUCAGAUCCCAACACCCAGCAAUGGCUGACAGCUUACAGAUCACUGUCAGGGUAGGCAGCGACUGGACUCGGGACACGGGGUGUGUGUGGUGUGCCUAGUCAUGCGGGCCAGGAUCAGAUGUCUCUGGGUGUAAAGUCCAAAGAAGCGCCGAAGGACAGAGGGGAGGGGUAUCAGGUACACCCUAAAGGUCAUGUAAGCUCUUAUAAGCAAGGAGAUAAAUAAAUAGUCAUACAAUAGACAUUACUGUCCCCAACACUGCUGCAGUGUCUUAUAAACCAAACACCAAUAACACCUUAAUCAACUCUUUGUUGGCCUGCAAUUUGGUGUGUAAAUGCAUAUUAUUUAUAUAUAUAUAUUAUAAACAUGAGUAUAGUGGAUUGACUAGUCUGCUUGCUCGUCUUUUCUACAGAUUUAUGACCUUCUCCAUCUUUAUUGUUUGGUUUCCUGAUUCCUAAUUGUAUCUUCUACAUUAGUCUUUUAUUAGACUUGUCUGCAUAGUUGUUUCUCCUUCUGUCCUUCGUAUUCUGUCCAUGUCAUCUACUUGUCUUAAACCACAACAGCAUGCUCCUUCGUAAGCGUGACUAUGCAAUAUAUAAAUCAUUAUUUACUAUUAAGCGUAGCAGACGCUCAUCAGCAGCAAUUCUAUCUAUGUACGAGAUUAAGCCACGUGAUCCAGAUGACCAACCAGAAAGCUUAACUAGGGUCCCUAUAUAAUAACUUCCCUCAGGGGGAAAAAAAAAAAAUUCGCGAAUGUGUACAUCGAAAUAUACUAGAUAUUAUGGAAUGAGUUUGCUGAAGAUAACCAUCAAUUAAAACACGUCUUUCACAACGAAAGCUCCAUGUAGUUCUGUAGUUAAGUCGCCUCAGAAAUGGGCCAAGAGGGAGGGAACUACAGAGAGAGGGGACACAACUUCAAGGAGGCAUUGUGUUGUCUCAGGAAGACCACAUAGCAGUGAUGUCUCGUCUUGCAACCAAAUCACUCACUACACUUUCAAGUAUGGAUUCAAUCUGCUUUGUUCAACAUUUUGCAUUGCGCAUGACAUUUCGUGUUUGACCGUUUCAAGUAUAUUUAAUUUAAUCCAUUUCCUUGAUUCCAUUAAAUGCACAAGAUUCGGACUUAAUCGCUCCAUGCAUGCAACAGACCCGUUCGAUUCGAAAUAGAUUAUGUUCAAACAAAGACAAUCAGAAGGAACAACUUUUAAAAAGUAUUUUAAGUCAUAAAAUGAGAAAACAUAUACAUACAUUAACGUACUGUAUGUGCAAAUGAAACAUUCCGAGAUCAUCAAAGUGUAAACCAUCUUUUUUUCCCAUGGAUCCUUAUUAUCUAAAUCUGCACUGCCUUCUUUAUGUUGACAUGGUAGAUAGUUUAACUGUAAAAUAGGGGCUUGCCCUUAAGCAUGUCUGAACAUGUUAUUCGUGACCUAAAAAAA
Molecule: messenger RNA, 3064 nt
Organism: Pomacea canaliculata
Lineage: Eukaryota; Metazoa; Mollusca; Gastropoda; Architaenioglossa; Ampullariidae
Product: carboxypeptidase B-like
Exons: 12
Coding region: 192-1688 (498 amino acids)
Biological process (GO): proteolysis
Molecular function (GO): metallocarboxypeptidase activity; zinc ion binding
Source: RefSeq, a predicted model, not a curated record